Molecule: messenger RNA, 1997 nt
Organism: Vigna angularis (adzuki bean)
Lineage: Eukaryota; Viridiplantae; Streptophyta; Magnoliopsida; Fabales; Fabaceae
Product: repetitive proline-rich cell wall protein 2
Exons: 4
Coding region: 25-1749 (574 amino acids)
Cellular component (GO): extracellular region
Molecular function (GO): structural constituent of cell wall
Source: RefSeq, a predicted model, not a curated record
CUUGUGUUAUUCAGCAACUAAAACAUGAAGAACAUGGCUUCGUUAAGCUCCCUAGCUCUGCUACUUGCAGCUUUUGUUCUGUCCCCUCAAGUGCUUGCUAACUAUGAGAAGCCCCCAGUAGAAAAACCUCCUGUCUACAAGCCUCCCGUUGAGAAGCCACCUGUGUACAAACCCCCAGUUGAAAAACCACCAGUUUAUAAGCCACCAGUAGAAAAACCACCCGUUUACAAGCCACCGGUUGAAAAACCACCCGUUUACAAGCCACCGGUUGAGAAACCACCAGUUUACAAGCCCCCGGUUGAGAAACCACCAGUUUACAAGCCCCCGGUUGAGAAACCACCAGUUUACAAGCCCCCGGUUGAGAAACCACCAGUUUACAAACCCCCGGUUGAGAAACCACCAGUUUACAAACCCCCAGUUGAGAAACCACCAGUUUACAAGCCACCGUAUGGAAAGCCACCUGUGCAUGAGUCUCAAUAUGAGAAACCACCAGUGUACAAGCCCCCUGUUGAGAAGCCACCGGUGUACAAGCCCCCUGUUGAGAAGCCACCGGUGUACAAGCCCCCUGUUGAGAAGCCACCGGUGUACAAGCCCCCAGUUGAGAAACCACCGGUGUACAAGCCUCCGGUGGAGAAACCACCAGUGUACAAGCCACCAGUGGAGAAGCCACCGGUUUACAAGCCCCCAGUUGAGAAGCCACCGGUGUAUAAGCCACCAUAUGGGAAGCCACCUUACCCGAAGUACCCUCCAACUGAUAGCACCCGUUUAGUGCAUGAAAUUUUCUGUGAAGCAGACUCGGAAGAAGAGUGGUUAGUAAAGGUUACAGAGUCAGAAGAAGAGUGGUUAAUGAAGGAGGGAAAGUCAGUGUUCACCGGUCCAGAUUUGAUUCAACAGACUAUAGAGAAGGUGAAGCUCAUUCAGGAGAGGAUGCAGGCAUCUCAGUGUAGACAGAAGUCCUAUGCUGACCAGAGAUGGAGAUCGUUGGAGUUUGUAGUUGGGGAUCAUGUUUUCCUCAUAGUGACUCCUACCACUGGUGUGGGAAGAGCCAUUCGUGCUUGGAAGUUGUCUCCUAGAUACCUUGGUCCUUAUCAGAUCCUGAGGCGUAUAGGAUCAAUUGUCUAUGAGAUAGCCAUGCCACCUCGGCUUGCAAACCUUUAUCCAGUGUUUCAUGUCUCACAGCUCAGGAAGUAUGUGCCUGAUCCAUCUCAUGUGUUAGAAGCUGAAGAUGUGCAAAACAUGAACAACAUGGUUUCCUUAAACUCCCUAGUUCUGCUCUUUGCAGCUCUUGUUCUGUCCCCUCAAGUGCUUGCUAACUAUGAAAAGCCUUACAAGCCUCCAGUUCAAAAGCCACCUGUGCACAAGCCCCCAGUAGAAAAGCCACCAGUUUACAAGCCACCAGUAGAAAAACCACCGGUCUAUAAGCCACCGGUUCACAAGCCCCCAGUUGAGGAGGAAAAACCAGUUUACAAAAGCCCAGUUCAGAAACAGCCAGUGCACAAGCCACCAUAUGGGAAGCCACCAGUGCUUGAGUCACAAUACGAGAAACCACCUGUUUAUAAGUCCCCACCAGUUUACAAACCACCAGUUUACAAGCCACCGGUUCACAAGCCACCUGUUGAGCAACCACCGGUUCACAAGCCACCAUAUGGAAAACCACCCGUGCAUGAGUCUCAAUAUAAACCUCCUCUUCAUAAGUCCCCACCAGUUUACAACCCACCACACCCUAAGUACCCUCCUGCUUCCAACUGAGGCACCCACCUGUGACGUUCAGAAUGCUGUUUUAACUAUAUGCAGAAAAUAAGAGGUGUUACCGCUACCAUUGUCAUGUUUUAGUUUACUUUACAUAUUCUCGCAAGGAUUACUCGUAGUUCUUCUUUUCAAGCAUUUCUUUGCCAUGUUAUGGCCAAGGUAAUAGUAUCAUGGAUGCAUAACGUAGAACUGAGAAUCACUGCUUUGUACUCCAAACUAUGAAUUAUAGAACUUUAUAUAAUUAAUCA